This is a messenger RNA of Angiostrongylus costaricensis, 831 nucleotides long. Lineage: Eukaryota; Metazoa; Nematoda; Chromadorea; Rhabditida; Metastrongylidae. The record is from the annotation of a GenBank genome assembly.
AUGCGUACGACAAGAGCAGCCUAUGUCGUAACCGUCGCCACAGUCAUCAUUAACACACUAUGCAUGUUCGCAGCCAGUUAUCUCUUACAUGACAACAGCAACUUCUACGAGAAAACAAUCGAGGAGUUGAACGAAUUCAUAGUAGGAUUUUUUCCUGGUUUUUUUAAAUCGCUGCUUGAUCUUCAACAUACGAGAAUGCCUCCGUGCGACUGUGGCGCACAGCCGAAUUACUGCCCUGCGAGACCCCCUGGAUGCGUGAUGUGUCUCCCUGCUCCUCAAGGGCUGCCUGGCUUGAACGGACCGAGCGACCUGCCAGGCAAUACAGGAGAAUCUGGAAAGCCAGGAAAAGCUGGAAAUAGAGGUUUACCUGGCUCGAUCAAAUCGGUGGGCGAUUCUGGACAGCCUGGUUUGCAAGGGAUACAAGGACCCCUGGUAAGCCUGGAGAGCCACCAGGAGUGGACGGCGCUAUUUAUUGGGCCUGGUGGAAUACCAGGACCGAUGGGACCACCAGGACUGCCUGGAAUUCCAGGAUACGAUGGGCCAUACGGUGCCCCUGGAGAAAUAGGAAAAGGCGCCCCCAGAUUUAAAGCCGCAUACUGCCCGUGUCCUGCACGAAGUCGCAGAUUUGCUAGCCAAAUACAAAAGUACCAAAAUGUCAGUAACAUUGUCAUAAGCGCUCUAAAUAAUUUAAUCGAAAUGUCACAUCACCAGGUUUACAAAAAACAAAGAACAAGAAAACUCUGUAGAUUUUUCAUUGUAAUUCGUUCCAACAAGCUUUGGCAAUUAUUUACAUUACUGUGGUUUAAAGAAACAUUUUUCAAAUACUGUUAA